AUGCAAUCUCGGCUGCGGCCACUUUAUAUCGUUUCGCACCUGUCCAAUAGUAGGGCAUUCAUAGAUGACGUGUUGGGCAGAGGUGCCAAUGGGGUGGAGCUAGACACACAGUUCAACUCGAACUGCACCCCUAGCCGCUUCUUCCACGGCGGGACAUGCAACUGUGGUCACGAGGUGAAUGGCUCCUGUGGAUGCGCCUCGGAGUACUUCUGCGCCCAGGAAGGCAAGAUCGUACAACUUCUCCAAUACCUCAGAGAUAGAGCCAAUCCUGAAAAUGCCUUGUACCAACCAACAUUUACCGGUUUCGUGUGGCUCGAUCUCAAACUUCCCUACCACGACGAGAUGGAGGAGGGUGGCAAAUACUUCGGCAACGUCCUAUUGGAUGAUGUUUUCAACAGUGAUUCCAACGGAUCGAGACUACACCUUGGACUGGAACAGUAUAACAUUAAUGAUGCCCCAUUCGUGAAAGGUGUAUCGGACCAGAUAAAGCAGCGGGGCAGGAAAGACGUUGUUGACAGAUUUGGUAAGGACGAAUACACAGCGCUAAUAGGUGUUUCUUCUAUCUCAAAGACCGCUGGAACAUCAACCCCCACGAAAAAAAGCUUUCAUGGUGGUCGAAAGGUGUAA
Lineus longissimus is the source of this 627-nucleotide messenger RNA. Its product is annotated as dermonecrotic toxin LiSicTox-alphaIA2aii-like. Gene Ontology annotation, molecular function: phosphoric diester hydrolase activity. Gene Ontology annotation, biological process: lipid metabolic process. The transcript has 5 exons. The record is from RefSeq and is a predicted model, not a curated record. Bases 1 to 627 code for a protein of 208 amino acids. Lineage: Eukaryota; Metazoa; Nemertea; Pilidiophora; Heteronemertea; Lineidae.